Messenger RNA from Ambispora leptoticha, 3585 nucleotides. The record is from the annotation of a GenBank genome assembly. NCBI's taxonomy places the organism in Eukaryota, Fungi, Glomeromycota, Glomeromycetes, Archaeosporales, Ambisporaceae.
AUGUAUCGUGGAUUAUAUCAACGAGCACAAAGCCCCAUUCGUUCUACAGUAUCAUUUACUAAGCACUCUCAAAAUGUUUCUGCAAAACUUUAUCGUUCAUUUCAUCACUAUCAAACUUCAAAUUCCACAACCCGUCGUAUAAUACCCACCACAAGCAACUUCUAUCGUGGCUCUUUACUUGCCCGAAAUUCUUCAAACUCAUACCUUGGCAGUAGCACAGCUAGAGUAUCCUAUCACUUUUAUAGCACUGCUGUUGAGCAACAUAGGGGUGAAGCAACAGCACCACCUAUUUAUGGGAAAGAAGUAAAUGAGGUAAUUUCAAAUGUGAAGAAAGUUGACGUGAAGAAAGUUUUGGUGGUUGGCUCUGGUGGUUUAUCAAUCGGUCAAGCUGGUGAAUUCGAUUAUUCUGGUUCUCAAGCGAUUAAAGCUCUCCGAGAAUCAGGAAUUCAAACAGUCCUCGUUAAUCCAAAUAUAGCAACUAUUCAGACAUCACAUGCAUUGGCAGAUAAAGUUUACUUUCUUCCAUGCACAAUAGAAUAUCUUGAGCACAUAAUGGAAAGAGAAAGACCUGAUGGAAUUUUGCUCACAUUCGGAGGUCAAACUGCCUUGAAUUGUGGGAUUAAGCUUAAUUCCAUGGGUGUUUUCUCUAGAUUAGGAGUUAAAGUAUUGGGCACUCCAAUUAGAACUUUGGAGAUUAGUGAGGAUCGAGAUGAAUUUGCUAAAGCUCUUAAGGAAAUCGAUAUCCCAGUUGCUCAAUCAGUGGCUGUCGAAACUGUUGAGGAUGCUUUGAAGGCUGCCGGAGAAAUAGGAUAUCCGGUUAUCAUUCGUUCUGCUUUUACGCUUGGAGGUCUUGGUUCCGGAUUCGCAGAAUCACCGCAAGAACUUCAUACUUUAGCAACAAAAUCGUUAUCUUUAGCCCCACAAAUUUUGGUUGAAAAAUCAAUGAAGGGUUGGAAAGAAGUAGAAUAUGAAGUGGUUCGAGAUGCUGCCAAUAAUUGUAUAACUGUUUGUAAUAUGGAGAAUUUCGAUCCCCUGGGUAUUCACACUGGCGACUCGAUUGUAGUUGCACCAAGUCAAACACUCAGUGAUGAAGAAUAUCAUAUGCUGAGAACGGCAGCAAUUAAAAUUAUUCGUCACCUUGGUGUCGUUGGAGAGUGUAAUGUACAAUAUGCAUUGAACCCGGAAAGUUUGGAAUAUAAAGUAAUUGAAGUUAAUGCACGUUUAAGUCGUAGUAGUGCAUUAGCGUCAAAAGCAACCGGUUAUCCUCUCGCAUUUAUUGCAGCCAAAAUAGCAUUGGGUCAUACUCUUCCAGAACUUCGUAACUCUGUCACCAAAACUACCACCGCUUGUUUCGAACCAUCAUUAGAUUAUAUUGUAACGAAAAUUCCAAGAUGGGAUUUAAGUAAAUUCCAACAUGUACAUCGUGAUAUUGGUAGCUCUAUGAAGAGUGUAGGCGAAGUAAUGGCAAUAGGAAGAACCUUUGAGGAAAGCUUACAAAAGGCUAUACGUCAAGUUGACCCCUCUUUUAAAGGAUUCCAAGCUCACCAAUUUCCAAAUCUUGACGAAGUUCUCUCAAAACCCACCGAUCGUCGUCUCUUCGCAAUCGGUCAGGCGAUGAUCGAAAAAGGAUACUCAAUUGAUCAAAUUCAUAAUCUCACCAAGGUGGACAAAUGGUUCCUUCAUAAAUUGGGUAACAUCGUGGAUAUUCAGCAUGAACUCAAACAAGCCGAAUCCCUUCAAAAUGUUCCAGAUUAUUUGUUAAAAGAGGCAAAGAGAAAAGGAUUUUCCGAUGCUCAAAUUGCAUCUUACUUGAAUAAUACCAACGAAGAUGAAGUUCGAGCAGUUCGAAAACAACAUGGCAUUACUCCAUAUGUCAAAAAAAUUGAUACAUUAGCUGCUGAAUUCCCCGCGUACACAAAUUACUUGUAUACCACUUAUAAUGCCUCAACUCAUGAUAUCGAUUUCAAUGAUCAUGGAACGAUGGUUCUUGGUUCUGGAGUUUAUCGUAUUGGAUCGUCUGUUGAAUUUGAUUGGUGUGGUGUCUCUGCGAUCCGAGCACUUCGUGAAAUGGGACUGAAAACUGUGAUGGUCAAUUAUAACCCGGAAACCGUGUCAACAGAUUUUGAUGAAUGCGAUAGAUUGUAUUUCGAAGAACUUUCUUAUGAGAGAGUGAUGGAUAUUUAUGAACAUGAAAAGGCUAAAGGAGUAGUAGUUUCUGUAGGCGGACAAUUACCUCAAAAUAUUGCGUUGAGACUACAUGAGAACAAAGUAAACGUAUUGGGUACGAGUCCAGUAAUGAUUGAUAGUGCAGAAGAUCGAUUCAAAUUUUCCAAAAUCUUGGAUAAGAUUGGUGUCGAUCAACCAGAAUGGAAAGAAUUGACUAGUGCUGAGGAAGCACAAGAAUUUGCUGAAAAAGUUGGAUAUCCUGUACUAGUCCGUCCAUCAUAUGUGCUUUCGGGUGCCGCUAUGAAUGUAUGUCAUACAGCUGAAGCACUUCAUAAAAAUUUAUCAGAAGCAGCGUCAGUCUCACCGUUGCAUCCUGUUGUUAUCACAAAAUUCAUUUCUCCUGCUGGGGAGAUUGAUGUGGAUGCAGUAGCACACAAGGGUAAAUUACUUGUACAUGCAGUGUCUGAACAUGUAGAAAAUGCAGGAGUACAUUCUGGGGAUGCUACUCUUGUAUUGCCACCUCGAGAUUUGAGCGAAAAAACAAUGAACCGAUUAAAGGAGAUUGCCGAAAAAGUUGCCAGCGCAUUUGAAAUUACGGGACCGUUUAAUAUGCAAAUUAUUAAAAAAGACAAUCCUAAUAGCGAAUCAGAGCUUAAAGUUAUAGAAUGCAACCUUCGUGCUUCUCGAUCUUUCCCAUUUGUAUCCAAAGUACUUGGAUUGAAUUUCAUCGACGUGGCUACCCGUGCAUUAGUUGAUAAGGAUGUUCCCCAACCAGUGGAUCUUAUGGUAGAAAAACGGGACUAUCAAGCAGUAAAAGUUCCACAAUUCUCAUGGACCCGUUUACAAGGCGCUGAUCCAUUCUUGGGUGUUGAGAUGGCUUCCACGGGAGAGGUCGCAUGUUUUGGCAAAGAUAAAUACGAGGCAUAUUGGUCGGCUAUUCAAUCUACUCAAAAUUUCCGAGUUCCAAAACCAGGAUCUGGUAUUCUUAUCGGAAAAGAUGAUCUCACAGACGAGCAGGAUUUCGUAAAUCUAGCAAAUAUAAUUUCAAAAGACCUUGGUCACUCUCUUUACACAUGCUCACCAAGCGUUACUCAAUUCCUUGAACUACGGGGUAUUCAUGCAAAGACACUUGAUCUUCCUGAAGAUAAGAAAGCUUUGCUUAAAGUCUUCAAAGGCAACGAUAUUGACUUUGUAUUCAAUUUAGCUCAAGUAAGAGCUCAAAAUGUGAAUGAUAUAAAUUACAUUUCCAGAAGAUCAGCAGUCGAUUUUGGUAUUCCUCUUGUAAAUGACCCUAAAUGCGCAUUAUUGUUUGCGGAGUCGUUAAAAUUAAAACGUGAAGAGCGAUCAAAACUUGAAAAGGGCGAGCUGCCAUCAGAAAUUAAGAGCUGGGCGGAAUACAUUGGAGGAAAUAAAUGCUAA